CAGCAGGGACACAGAAAUUGAACUCGGAUGAUAUUCCGACCCAGUCCAGGGAAGUGAUGUCUCCCGACUGAGCGAUGAUCUCCUGCAAGAGCCGACCGAGCGCAUUUUGUUUCGUCUCGCCGGAGAUGACGGGUAGGUGGAGGUCGAAAAUACCAAACAAUGAAUAGGCGAUAUCUUCCUUUCAUGUGGUGACACGCGUCGACGACCAUUGCAGUUUCUCUCGUGUACCUGAUAUGCCCAGAUGGAAGGCGACGAGGGCCUGUGCAUUUAUGCUUGUCGAAUCCUCCAACUCCUGCAUGACAGUGACAGACUUCUUGUGGUUGGGAGAGCGGUCGUUGAGGUAUAAUGUCCAGUCUGUAAUGAAACGAGCCUCCUUGGAAGCUAGAUCUGCAACAGCGCUGGCUGUCCGAUCUAUCCAACACUUGAAAGUUGUCGACCUUGUCGUCUCGCUCUACAAUCCUAGCCCUCAUUUGAUGUCAAAUGAUUGACAAUGAUUGAAAUACCUUCUGGUUGGCCAUGGCGUUUGAGCUUUAAUGAUGGACCUCAC
Molecule: messenger RNA, 547 nt
Organism: Suillus discolor
Lineage: Eukaryota; Fungi; Basidiomycota; Agaricomycetes; Boletales; Suillaceae
Exons: 3
Coding region: 234-488 (84 amino acids)
Source: RefSeq, a predicted model, not a curated record